Paramisgurnus dabryanus is the source of this 1515-nucleotide messenger RNA. RefSeq names its product FSHD region gene 1 (gene frg1). The record is from RefSeq and is a predicted model, not a curated record. Lineage: Eukaryota; Metazoa; Chordata; Actinopteri; Cypriniformes; Cobitidae. Gene Ontology annotation, molecular function: actin filament binding. Gene Ontology annotation, cellular component: striated muscle dense body; nucleolus; catalytic step 2 spliceosome.
AGCGACUCGGCCACCGUACAAAGGCGCUCUCAUGUUGCAGGAAGCAAUUGCUCUGCUGAGAAUAAUAACAUACGAUUACAAACACGAGCGCUUUUAUAUUAUCAUGGCCGAGUAUUCACACGUGAAGUCCACCAAACUGGUUCUGAAAGGAUUAAACGACAAAAAAAAGAAGAAAAAGAACAAGGACAAAAAGAGAAAACGAGAGGAUGGAGAAGACAAGCCAGACGUUGUUGGAGGAUGGUGGGCAGUGAAGAGUUUAGGUGAAAUUACAGGCACCGUAGCCAUUGAGAUGCACAACAACUCCUACGUUCAUGCACUGGACACAGGACUUUUCACAGUAGGAGCUCCACAUAAAGAGGAUGAAGGCCCAGAUCCACCCGAACAGUUCACUGCAGUCAGACUUUCAGACUCCAGGAUAGCGCUAAAAUCAGGUUACGGGAAGUAUUUGGGGAUAAACUCGGAAGGCAUUGUGAUUGGUCGAUCAGACGCCAUCGGCUCCAGAGAGCAGUGGGAGCCAGUGUUUCAGGAUGGUAAAACAGCUUUGCUUGCUGCAAACAGCUGCUUCAUCUCGUACAGCGAAAAUGGAGACAUAGUGGCCAAAAACAAGGCAGCUGAAGAUGAGGAAAUGAUCAAGAUUCGUUCGUGUGCAGAGAAAGAGGUGAAGAAAAAGGAUGAUCUUGCAGAUGAAGACCGGGGUGAUGUCAAGAACUGUGAGGUCAACUAUGUGAAGAAAUUUCAGAGUUUUCAGGAUCGUAAGCUGAGGGUGAAUGAGGAGGACGGCAAGGUGCUGAAACUAGCCAGAACAGAUGGUAAAUUUCACGAAGCACUGCUGGAUAGGAGAGCCAAAAUGAAAGCUGACCGAUACUGCAAGUGAAACAGGAGAUACAUUUUCUAUUUCAAUAUUAUGAUGUCUGCUUUUUUAAAUAAACCUGUAAACCUUUCACAAGAAAAUUUUUGUUUUUUAAAUAGUUUGUUGCAUUGAUAUGAGAGUAUCUUUAACACUGAAUUUGGUUCAUAUUAAAGACAUAGAAAUCUAAAAUAGUGUGUCCCCUAUUUAGACAUGAAGAAAACUUGUCAUCAUCACAAACACAAAACUAUCCAAAGCAACUUAAAAAUGAAGAUUACCAACAUAUUUCCAAUUUUUUUUUGUGUGUGUAUGUUUAUGCACUUUCAGCUUAAGUCAUGUAAGUAUAUAAGAUGCAUAAUACAUUACAAGAUAUUCUAUAAGUGUGUAAGAUCAAAUUAAAUGUCAAUGUAGUUGUUUAUGAUUUAUUAGUAUUAGUUAUGAUUAUUUAUUUAUUUUUAAUGUCACAGAUAUAUUUUUAUGAAUGCUAUAGAUACCUUGUUUAUCAUUAAAAUAAUCAAGCUUAAUUGAUUCUGUAUUAAGGAACUCUUGCCUAUAUUGAUCUCAAAUAAGUUUCACUUGCUUAUAACUAAGAAAAUUGUUGCAAUUACAGUCAUUUUACAUUUAAACAAGUGUGCACAUAUAUUAGCUAUUAAACAACACUGAUUAUU